AUGAAGGACAGGCGAAGUUCGAGUAGGACUCCCUCGUUGCAGGGGCGCCGAAACGGAAGGGCACAUGGCAACGGCGACUCCGACCACCGUGGCGCGCGUCCUAUUGCUCCUCAAAGGCGCAGCGGCGGCGCCUCGUCUCGCUCGUGGUCACGCAAGCGCAAGGCCACGCGUCCCAGCGUCUCUGCCGAGGAUCGUAUGGUGCAGCCCAUCAAGCACGUCGUCCCGCUUGACCUCUCGUUCGGCAACUUCGAGUUCCAAGAAAUGAAAAGCCUCGGUAAGCGCGGUGGUGGUGUGCGUGAGCUAUCUUCGCUGCUGCGUCAGGCGCGUCGCAAGGCCGCUACGCAUGCGGACAUGCUUCACACACGACAAGGCGCCGAGAUGCGCAGCGAGGAUAUGCUCUCCGCGGCGAUGCAGCGGUCAGCUGGUAUGAAGGUGAAGGACGACGCGCACCGCAUCGCCAAGGCUCUCGCGAAGCGCCGCAGCAAGAAGCGCCAGUCGGCCAAGCGCUGGGCAAGCCGCAUCAAGCGCCUGGAGGACUCGGUCGAGAACGUCGUGAAGGACCGCUCCAUUCAGAGGCAGACAAUGAAGGCGCGCAAGGAGGCCAAGGUCCGCGCGAAGGAGAAGAAGCGCGAGACUACCGGUGGUGGCGGUGCCGGUCGCGGCAGCGGCAGCGGCACGAAGAUGGGGGCAAAAAAGCAGAAGAGCUUCGGCGGGAAGAAGCAGCGCAAGGGGGGCAGUCACGGCAGAACAAAGCGCUGA
This is a messenger RNA of Leishmania mexicana MHOM/GT/2001/U1103, 759 nucleotides long. RefSeq lists its product as hypothetical. The record is from RefSeq and is a predicted model, not a curated record. Gene Ontology annotation, molecular function: DNA binding; RNA binding. The transcript has a single exon. Bases 1 to 759 code for a protein of 252 amino acids. NCBI's taxonomy places the organism in Eukaryota, Euglenozoa, Kinetoplastea, Trypanosomatida, Trypanosomatidae. Gene Ontology annotation, biological process: ribosomal small subunit biogenesis; ribosomal large subunit biogenesis. Gene Ontology annotation, cellular component: nucleolus.